UGGCGGGCUGCACAGACUUAAACCAUGUCUAGCUCUGUUAAGUACGGGCUAGCUCUGUAUGAUUAGUAUACAGUUAGCCGCUAGCAAGUUAGCUAAUCCACAGCUAGCUAGAUACUUGCAUAGCUCGCACAGCUACUUCAAUGUUUUAAAUUUUGAGCCUGAGCAUGAUUUGUUUAGCGUGUUUAUCUUCUUCAAAUGAUUCUCAGUUGAUGACUAGAGGGGAGACGGUGUUAAAGGGACAUCUCUGAAGCAUCCAGUCAACCAGCGAGAGUGACGUGUCCCUUCUUUAAGAAAUGGCAGAGCAGGAGAGGGAGACCAGCCAGCAGCUCGAAUCAAUCACUGAAACAGAAAAACCGAAAGACGAUACAAAUUCCUUACAUGGGGUCAAUCAGGAAAACAACAUCGUGAAGAAAGACUUGGAUGACAACAUAACAGCCGCACCCACAAACGAAGAGACUAAAGACGACGCUGGUGAACGAACAGCACCGGCAGAUGUCAAAAGGGAAGACCUCACUGAGAAGAAAGCACCUGACACGACCAGCUCACCAGCCCUGGAUCCAGUAAACGCUGACCAAUCAGAUGGAUUCACAGAUGGACCUGAUGUACAUCCACAUCAAGAACAAGAUGAACCGAAAGACGAUACAAAUUCCUUACAUGAUAACAUAACCAAGCCAGCCGCACCAACAAACGAAGAGACUAAAGACGACACUAGUGAACGAACAGCACCGGCUGAUGUCAAAACCGCACCCACAAACGAAGAGACUAAAGACGACACUAAUGAACCCACAAACAAAGACCCCACAGUGCAGGCUGAUGAUAAAAGGGAAGACCUCACUGAGAAGAAAGCACCUGACACGACCAGCUCACCAGCCCUGGAUCCAGUGAACGGUGACCAAUUAGAUGGAUUCACAGGUGACAGAUUGACAGGUGAAGACAUAAAAAAUGAAGCUGCAGGGGGUGAGUAUCAUGAAAGAAGUCCAGAGCAUGAUUCCCCUGAACUGGAAACGUUGGACGAGAAAGACACAGAGGAAGAGAGGCAUAACCAGGGAAUACCAGUUGAAACCAUUAAGUCAGGUUCUCUGGAGAGUGUUGAACGCACAGCUACAGACAACACUGGAAUUCUUCAGAGAAAUUUGUGGGUUCUGUCAGCAGUGGCAGUUGUUGUAGUAGCUGCUCUUCUUGCCAAUUACCUGAUGCCCUCCAACCCGUCUGAGACUCCACGUGAGGAAAGCAAGGUAGACGUCUUCCUCAGGCAAAUGGAAAAAGUGAAGGCUCAGUUCCUUAACCAGCGUGCGGAGGUCUGGAAAAGGAGCAGGAUCCACCUGCAGAGGCACCUCCAGACAGCCCACCCCACAGCGCCGGUGAGUCUCAUCCUGACGGCCGGCCUCAGAGCAGAGAAGACAAUGCACUGCCUGGCUCAGGGCCUGGCCUCCUCAUUAUCUUCUGCGCUCAAUGCCUCCGUCCUGCACAUCAAUGGAAGCAGCGCAGCCAGCCAGGACAGCGACCAGGUCAAACUGGACAUCGAUCGCAAGCUGCAAAGUGCUUUCGAGGGGGACAAACCUGUGGCCAUCAUUCACCGCUUCGAGGAGCUGCCUCCAGGAUCCACUCUCAUUUUCUAUCGCUACUGUGACCACGAGAACGCUGCCUACAAGGAGACGUUUCUGAUCUUCACAGUGCUGCUGGAGGAAGAAGAGGAGAUUCCUGCCAAACUUCAUUUGAAUGUUGUGGAGGAGAUGGUGGACGACCACCUCAAGAAGAAGUUCCUCUCUCAUGACCACCCUGUGUCUUUUGACAGGAUGGACAUUGAUAAGUACGGUGGACUGUGGAGCCGCAUUUCUCACCUUAUCCUCCCGGUGGCAGCGGAGCACAGGAUAGAACAUGAAGGCUGCCCGGGCUAAAAAAAAAUCAUCAAUCACGUUUGAACUUUAACUCCAAAUACAAUAAUAAUGCAACUGAAUCAGGUCUGGAACUGGAGGACUCUGGUCAUUGUGGGGUCUGUACAGUUGUUUUAAAUACCCAAAGGUUUCUUAUUGUAUUGAAGCUUACUUCAGAUGAAGGCAUCCUGUAGAAAAACCAAGACACUUAAUAUAAUCAUGGGAUAUUUUCUGAUAUUAAUUGAAAAAGUUUGAUAAAACACUGUGGCACUUUAUUAGUAUUUGAAUACAUGUAAUUAUAGAUCUAAUCGUGGGGGUUAUGAGGAUUUUACAGUGUAUGUUCAACUUGUAUGAUAACCACUGCAAUGUGUGUCAUUGUUAAAAGUUGUUUCAUGGGACUUGUUUUGUCAUGUCUAACAAACACAACACAACUAUUCAUUUGGUAUCACAACACAGGGUUGGUUUUUUAUGACAGGUUUUUUUUGUCUUUAAACAUUUAAUGUCCAAUGUUUGUAUAUGUAUGCUCAUCAGAGAGAAAUAAGUACACUAUGAAAUGUGCCUUACAAUACAAAUAAACGCAAGUUCCUACAA
Messenger RNA from Hippoglossus stenolepis (Pacific halibut), 2465 nucleotides. RefSeq names its product torsin-1A-interacting protein 2-like. Gene Ontology annotation, cellular component: membrane. The record is from RefSeq and is a predicted model, not a curated record. Gene Ontology annotation, biological process: membrane organization. The transcript has 10 exons. Gene Ontology annotation, molecular function: ATPase activator activity. Lineage: Eukaryota; Metazoa; Chordata; Actinopteri; Pleuronectiformes; Pleuronectidae. The coding region runs from base 294 to 1898 and encodes 534 amino acids.